Armigeres subalbatus is the source of this 3066-nucleotide messenger RNA. RefSeq lists its product as uncharacterized. Lineage: Eukaryota; Metazoa; Arthropoda; Insecta; Diptera; Culicidae. Bases 1 to 3066 code for a protein of 1021 amino acids. The transcript is spliced from 3 exons. The record is from RefSeq and is a predicted model, not a curated record.
AUGGAGGUGCUUACCCAACGUUACGAAGACAAACGAGUCGUUGUUGACAAACACGUUGAAAACCUUUUCAACCUACCAAAGGUAAGCCAAGAAAAUGCAAGUAACUUGCGGAAAAUUAUCGAUACUUGCACCAAGAAUGUGGAGGCACUGAAGCACCAGAACUUACCUGUGGAUGGGCUUGGUGAGCAGAUGCUAGUGAACCUGAUUGCCGGAAAAAUGGACAAGAAGCUACGAGUGGCUUGGGAAGCUCGUCAGACGAAGAAUGUGCUUUCUACCUAUCCGGCAACAAUGGAUUUCCUGGAAGAUCAGUGCCGUAUAUACGAGAAGCUCGACACCUGUACGAAACCAUCAGCUGAAAGUGCCAAACUAAAAACGAUGGCUAGAAGCCAUACGUUAAUAUCAAGUGAAUCGAAGACUGAAAGAAAUGAACACAAGUGUCAAGUGUGUAAGGCAAACCAUGAACUUUGGAAGUGCGAAGCCUUUAAGAACAAAACUGUCAGUGAAAAAUACGAUUUGCUUAAAAAGUGCGGCGCUUGCUUUAACUGCUUUGGCAGAGGUCAUCGAACAAACGCGUGUUCUUCAUCACAUUCCUGCCGAGAGUGUGGAAAAAGGCAUCACACCACGCUUCAUGAGAACAACGGAAGAAAUAUUAUGAAUCGUGCCACAAUACCAGUGGAAUCGACUGCAACACCCGUUGUAGAACCCGAUGUUAACUCAACGACCGCUAUUCCAGCAGGAACGAUGACAACCCUGUGUGCAAGAGCAAGUGAAAUUGAGAAGCAGACUCUACUUUCAACGGCCAUUGUUUUGGUCGAUGGCUUAGCCAGUACUCCCUACCCAUGCCGAGUGCUGCUUGACUCCGCUUCGCAAAUGAAUUUCGUUACGGAGCGUUUUGCGAAUCUCCUCUCGUUGAAAAUGAUACCCGCUGACUUCACAGUUAGUGGACUCAAUAGCAACAAAACUAGGAUUGGUCGAAUGCUACACACUACGGUCAGGUCUUGCCAUACAAACCUAUCUAUUGACUUGGACUUGCUGGUAACUGCCAAAAUCACUGGCGAUCUGCCGGUGAAAUCAUUCGACGUUUCUGGAUGGCCAAUCUCGAGCAAAUUGGCGCUAGCUGAUCCGACCUUCAACAAGCGAGGACGUGUCGAUAUGCUUAUCGGCGCCGAAUACUUUUGGAGUUUAUUGGAAGAGGGCCGAUUCGAACUUGGAACCAAUCUCCCAACACUAAGUAAUACCAAGCUGGGUUGGAUUGCUGGAGGAAUAAUAAGGCAUGAUGCGCCAAUCAUUGCACAUACCUUCUGCCAGACAAUAAGUGACGAGUCACUCAUCGAGCUACUAAGAAGCUUCUAUAGCGUAGAGGCUUGUGAUGAGAUUCGGCCAACUGAAGGAGUGGACGAAGAUAUGUGUUUAGAGCAUUUCCGACAAACACAUCAACGAACUAAGGAGGGAAGGUAUGUUGUGCGACACCCCUUUAAUGAACGGAAAAAUGAAUUGGGAAGUUCUCGUGAAAUGGCGUUAAAACGGUUCCUUCACUUGGAGCGCAAACUUGAGAGGCAACCGGAACUGAAGGAACAGUAUUCGCAGUUUAUAGCAGAGUACGAGCAGUUAGGCCACAUGCGAGAGAUACAGGAAGAGCCAAACGAGAACGUGGGAUCGGUUGGAAUACAUCCGCAAGACGCCAGCUAUCAACGUAUAUUCUGGCGAUACAACCGAAACGAUCCUCUGACCGUACGAGAGCUAUUGACGGUUACAUACGGCUUGGGGCCGUCGCCGUUUCAAGCAACCAUGGCGCUGAGGCAAACUGCUGUUGACCACAAGGAUGAGUUUCCAGAAGCAGCUAAGAUAUUUGAAAGGGGUACAUACAUGGAUGACAUCCUGACGGGCGCCGAUACUUUACCCAAGGCGUGUCAACUUCAACGUGAUGUGACGGAGUUACUGGCGAAGGGCUGUUUUGGUGCUCAUAAGUGGUGUGCUAAUCAUUCGGACAUUGUUCAAAACAUUCCUGAAGAGCUACGAGGUAACUCUUUUGAAGUAACGGACGACAAUUCCAAAACGAUGGUAAAGACUCUGGGCGUGGCAUGGAAUCCAAUUCAGGAUUGGUUUUCCGUGUCAGUUCCAGACUACGAUGAUAUGGAUGGAUUGACUCGUAGAAGGCUCCUGAGUCAACUAGCAAAAAUUUUCGAUCCUCUGGGCUUCUUUGGUCCGGUGAUAACAACAGCGAAGCUAAUUCUGCGAGAGGUUGGUGACGUUGGUUCCGACGUUGGUUCCAAAUGGCGGCGUUUUCGAAUCGAGAUGAAGAUGCUGCAGCAGGUACAGCUGCCGAGGUGGAUAUCCUGGAAUAAUAGUCUCAAACUUGAACUGCACGGAUUUGCGGAUGCUUCGGAUUCGGCGUACGGAGCAUGCCUCUGGAAAUAUAUUCCCACCAACGAAAACCCCGCCGAUCUAAUAUCUCGCGGCGAGCAUCCGAAGAAAUUGAUUGAAUCGAAUAUAUGGUGGAAUGGACCAUCAAUGCUCAACUGCCUUUCUGUAGCUGAAAAGGCUGAAGAAGCCGAGAUGCUAGACGAAGAGUUGCCGGAAUUGCGUUCUGGUGUAGUGCUAACUGCGACCGCUCCUGUUGAACGACUGUCUAUUUUUGACAAGGUCAGCAGUUUUUUGAAGAUCGUUCGUAGCAUGGCCUACUUAACACGUUUCCUGAAUUACAUUAUGUCCAAGAAGAAGAAUGUUAUCAAAGGCUCACUCACUGCUGACGAAAUUAGUAAAUCGAUACUUUUGAUAGUGCGGUUGAUUCAACAGGAAACUUUCAAACCAGAAAUCCUUGCAUUGAUGAGUGGCGAGAAUACCAAACAUCGUCUCAACGGAUUGAAGGCUUUCAUAGACCCCGAAGACGGCAUUUUACGUGUAGGUGGAAGACUCAAACGAGCCUUUAUACCAUAUGAUAGUCGUCAUCAAAUGCUACUGCCUUCUACACAUCCAGUCACCGAAGCACUCAUACAAUAUUUGCACUUGGAAAACUCGCACAUCGGGCAGAAGGGUCUGCUCGCGAUUGUGCGGCAACGGUAUUGA